Hippocampus zosterae (dwarf seahorse) is the source of this 1548-nucleotide messenger RNA. RefSeq names its product KDEL endoplasmic reticulum protein retention receptor 2b (gene kdelr2b). Gene Ontology annotation, biological process: protein retention in ER lumen; endoplasmic reticulum to Golgi vesicle-mediated transport. The record is from RefSeq and is a predicted model, not a curated record. Gene Ontology annotation, molecular function: ER lumen protein retrieval receptor activity. Gene Ontology annotation, cellular component: membrane; endoplasmic reticulum; cis-Golgi network. The transcript has 5 exons. The coding region runs from base 214 to 852 and encodes 212 amino acids. Lineage: Eukaryota; Metazoa; Chordata; Actinopteri; Syngnathiformes; Syngnathidae.
AUGCGAUGUCCAAUUGGCUGUUGACUUGGUCACGUCCCCGAGCCACGUCGCGCAUUACUCGCCAUUUUCACCUCAAUCUUGGCGAGAUACAAUCACUUUAUCCUCGUGGAAGAGGAAAAAAGCGAUCUGGCCACACAUAUUUCGUUAGUGAAGACUAUUUUGGAUCAUCGCGGAGUCUUUGUUCCUGUCCCAUCUGCUGGAGCUAUCUGAAACAUGAACAUCUUCAGGCUAACCGGCGAUCUGUCUCACCUAGCAGCCAUCAUCAUCUUGCUGCUAAAAAUCUGGAAAACCCGGUCUUGUGCCGGAAUUUCCGGAAAGAGUCAGAUCCUGUUUGCCUUGGUCUUCACCACUCGCUACUUGGACCUGCUCACAUCCUUCAUUUCCGUCUACAACACAACCAUGAAGAUGAUCUAUAUCGGAUGUGCAUAUGCCACCCUGUACCUGAUCUACAUGAAGUUCAAAGCGACGUAUGAUGGAAACCACGACACGUUCCGAGUGGAGUUUCUCGUCGUUCCUAUCAGUGGCCUCGCGUUUCUCGUUAAUCACGACUUCUCUCCGCUGGAGAUUUUGUGGACUUUCUCCAUUUAUUUGGAGUCGGUGGCCAUCCUGCCGCAGCUCUUUAUGAUCAGCAAGACGGGCGAGGCUGAGACCAUCACCACACACUACUUGUUCUUCUUGGGCCUCUACAGAGCCCUAUACCUCAUCAACUGGAUAUGGAGGUUCUACUUUGAGGGAUUCUUCGACAUGAUCGCCAUUGUUGCAGGGGUGGUGCAAACCAUCCUCUACUGCGAUUUCUUCUACUUGUACGUCACGAAAGUGCUCAAAGGAAAGAAGCUAAGUUUGCCUGCUUAAGUGCCAAAAAGGAGCAUAUUGGUAGACUGAAGGAGGGGGACAGGCCGGGCGGAGGAGACUCAGCGGACACCUCAAAGCCCCCUCUCCACAUCCACCACCACUCCCUCCUCUUCCCCUUCAGCCACAGUAAGAUGCUUGAGACAGAGCAAGGAGGAGCGGCUGUCUGCACCGUCUCCUGACCCAGCAUCAGAAUGUCUGCAGAAGCUCGCCCGAGGAUAUUUUUUUUUUCUGUCUGAUGCAUCUUGCAUUAACUUUUUUUUUUGUAUGACUUUGUAUAAAGGACAACAAAGUGGUGAAUAUUUUCUAUGUGAAAAGGAAAAGUUAUCGAAAAAUGUUUGGAAAUGUUGCAUUUACAAUUCAUUUGGCCUUGUAUAAUAUUCAAACUCUUAUAAGUGGGAUAUUAUUCCGUUUGGGUUGGUAUGUAUGUUCUAAAUAAAUGCACACUGCUUUUCUUUCACUUCUAUUUUGAGAGGAAGACAUUGCAGCCUCCAAAGUCGGUGAGAAAAUCUAAACUUUCAGUUUCAGCAGUAAAGACACUUUUUAAAUGCGAUUUCUACAUUCACAGUAAAAAAAAAGGUAAAACAGCAUGAUUGGGGAUUUAGGACUGUAGUAUUGUUGAAGUGCUUACACAGUUGAUCAGUAUCUGCUAUUAAACCAUGUUGAAUAGAUUGCUUAAUAAAUAUAUUCAACACAGUA